Molecule: messenger RNA, 1161 nt
Organism: Orussus abietinus
Lineage: Eukaryota; Metazoa; Arthropoda; Insecta; Hymenoptera; Orussidae
Product: transmembrane and TPR repeat-containing protein 1
Exons: 8
Coding region: 1-1161 (386 amino acids)
Biological process (GO): protein O-linked glycosylation via mannose
Molecular function (GO): protein binding; mannosyltransferase activity
Source: RefSeq, a predicted model, not a curated record
AUGUUCCUGGUGCUGCCGUUCCUUCCCGCGUCCAAUCUUUUCGUGACGGUGGGAUUCGUUGUAGCUGAGAGAGUCCUCUACAUCCCCAGCGUUGGUUGGACCCUGCUGGUGGUUUACGGGGCUCAGGUGACCUGGACUGCGGUUCCACGGCGGAGAAGCUUGAUCACCACCGGUGUGGUCACUCUCCUGAUCCUGGGAUGCUGCCGAACCGUCCUGCGCAAUCGGGAUUGGACGUCCCGAGAAACGUUAUUGAGAGCGGGCCUGAGUUCGCUGCCACACAAUGCCAAGAUGCACUACAACUUCGCCAACUUCCUCAGAGAUACCUCCCAGCCAAACCGGGCGGUCCUCCAUUACCAGCUUGCCCUUUGGCUCUGGCCCUCUUAUGCGAGCGCCCACAACAAUUUGGGAACACUGACUGCUGGGGAUCAGGCUGAGAAGCAUUUUCUCGCAGCAAUUCAUGCCCAACCGGGACAUGUAAAUGCGCACUACAACCUCGGUCAAUUGUACAGGAAGACGAACAGGACCGAGGAGUGCAUCAGGAUGUUGCAGAAGUGCGUGUCCCUGGACCCCGCCUACACACCUGCUUAUCUUGUCUUGGCAAGAUUAGCAAAGGGUCCAGCUGCAGGUGCACUUCUGAGACACGUCGUGAGACUGCAGCCAAAAAGUCCGGACCACAUCGCGGAGUAUGCGUCUUGGCUCCAUGGGAAUGGAAAGUGGCUUCCCUCCCUGAAGUACUACCUGAAGGGCAUGGAAGCAUCUCCAUCUCACAGGGCGUCUCUUCUAGGCACGGCAAAGAUCCUGAGAUCGAGAGGCCAGUGGCCCAGAGUGCAUCAGCUGAUCACGAGGUGGCAUUUGAUGCUAAGGGCGAGAAGGGGUGGCCGGAUAUACCGAGGUGAUCUCUACAUACGAGCUUGGCAGCUCCAGAGCGAGUCCAGGCGCAGGGCUCAUCAGCAUCAAGGGAACCUUUGUCUGUCGGAGGCAGGAUGUACAUCGCCACGCGUGGCGAGCGUCUCGGUGCAAUUGGAGCAAGACAGCAACAAAUCGGAGCAAUUGGAGCGAGCCCCUCGGUGCAGCGUCCGCACCUGUCGGCAGACAAGAAAGGGGAAGGCCCGUGUAACUGCACCUGCAUUGCUGGUCCAGAACCUCCUGGAGACCCUCUAG